This is a messenger RNA of Paramecium tetraurelia, 942 nucleotides long. RefSeq lists its product as uncharacterized. The record is from RefSeq and is a predicted model, not a curated record. The transcript has 6 exons. Lineage: Eukaryota; Ciliophora; Oligohymenophorea; Peniculida; Parameciidae.
AUGUCAAUAACUGUUUCAACUUGUUAGCAAAUUUGUGGAUCACCACUCAAUCAGAGUACUGCUAAAAACUUAUGGACAUUUUCUAAAUCAGACAGAUUUGGCAGUCUUGCAAAUCCUGUUAAUUGUGGGAAGGCUUUCUAUGACUUACCAACUCAGAUUGAUAAGCGAUCGGCUGGAAUAGGCAAAGGAACAAAAACUGAUUUUACAAAAGUAGCCUUUACAACUCCAUCUCCAUAAUAAUACAAUAUUACAAGUGAUGUUGACGUCAAUCAAAAGAAGGGGAAGGGAAAUAAAUUUGGCAUGAGUAGAGAGAAGAUGGCAAGCACAGGAAUUCUAGGAAAUUUAAAUUCAAAGACUCCAGCUCCUGGAACCUAUGAUUUGGGUUCAACCUUGAGCGACGUACGUUACACAAUGAGACAAAGACCCAAGACCAAUUUUAUGGUUUUAACUGGCAAAGAGAUCCCAGGACCAGGAACUUACGAAUCACUACCAGCUGUGAAUCCAGUUGGCAAGUAUCCCAUAUCAAAAUACAAUAACUCUUGCGCCACCUUGUUCAAUCCCAAGAAUUCUAGGAGAUUUGUUAAGGAUUUUUCCACUAACUUGUAUGCUCCUGGACCAGGAACUUACCCAGUAGACAAGACAGGAAUUCAAAAGGAUGGACAUUAUUUUAUUUCAAAAUUUCACUCUUCGACGAUGUUAGGAGUUUUCCAAAGGAAUCCAGAAGAACAGGAUCAGUCGGCAAAGCUGGAACACCAGCCCCAGGCAGUUAUAGGUUGCCAUCCGAAUUCGGGUAUUACGAAUCAAGAAACAAAGCCAAUAGAAGUGCAGGAGACAUGGGAGAAACCAAACCUUAAUAAUGAUUAUCAUAUUAAAUAUGAAAAUAUACGUUUUGAUUUAAGUACUUAAAUCAUUUUUAGAAAUGACUUUUACUAUAUCAGAUGA